AACAUGUCUGUUCCAUCCUGGCCUCCCUUCUGCGAAACCUGAGAGGGCAGCAGAGGACGCGGUUGCUGAAUAAAUUCACGGAGAACGACAGCGAGAAGGUUGAUCGGCUGAUGGAACUGUAUUUUAAGUACCUGGAUGCGAUGCAGGCGGCUGAUAAGAAGAUCGAUGGAGAGAAACAUGACAUGGUGCGUCGAGGAGAGAUAAUAGACGAUGACAUGGAAGACGAAUUCUAUCUCCGUCGCCUGGAUGCCGGUCUCUUCGUUCUGCAGCUCAUUUGUUACAUCAUGGCAGAGAUCUGCAAUGCCAACGUUCCCCAGAUCCGUCAGAGAGUCCAUCAGAUUCUGAACAUGAGAGGCAGCUCCAUUAAAAUCGUUCGACACAUCCUAAAGGAGUACGCGGAGAACAUCGGGGACGGGAAGAACCAGGAGUUCCGGGAGAGUGAGCAGAAGCGGAUCCUGGACCUGCUGGAGAACUUCUGAGGACUCGGGGGAUGAAUUCUGUGUCUGCCGCGAGGAUACGGCGUCUGGUUCUCCUCCUGCUGCCCUCCUCCAGCCUCGACUGCAUGAUAAAAAUGACGUUUCUGUGAAACUGCUUCUAACUGGGAUUUUGGAGAUAUUAAAGCUGGUUUGCUUUUUUAAC
Messenger RNA from Pterocles gutturalis (yellow-throated sandgrouse), 639 nucleotides. Its product is annotated as beta-catenin-like protein 1. Gene Ontology annotation, cellular component: spliceosomal complex. The transcript has 5 exons. NCBI's taxonomy places the organism in Eukaryota, Metazoa, Chordata, Aves, Pterocliformes, Pteroclidae. The annotation marks the transcript as partial. The record is from RefSeq and is a predicted model, not a curated record.